Molecule: messenger RNA, 1342 nt
Organism: Rhea pennata
Lineage: Eukaryota; Metazoa; Chordata; Aves; Rheiformes; Rheidae
Gene: CHPT1
Product: choline phosphotransferase 1
Exons: 9
Coding region: 35-1225 (396 amino acids)
Biological process (GO): phospholipid biosynthetic process
Cellular component (GO): endoplasmic reticulum membrane; Golgi apparatus
Molecular function (GO): diacylglycerol cholinephosphotransferase activity
Source: RefSeq, a predicted model, not a curated record
CUGACCCCGUCCCGUGCGGCGCGGCGCGGGCGGCAUGGCGGGGCCCUGGGCUCUGCCGGCGCCGCUCAGCGCGGCGCAGCUGAAGCGGCUGGAGCAGCACCGCUACAGCGCGGUGGGGCGCUCGCUGCUGGAGCCCUCGCUGCAGCCCUACUGGGCCUGGCUGGUGGGGCAGGUCCCGCUGUGGCUGGCCCCCAACGCCAUCACCCUGGGCGGGCUGCUGCUCAACUGCCUCACGGCGCUGCCGCUCGUCGCCUGCUGCCCCACCGCCACCGAGCAGGCACCUUUUUGGGCAUACAUGCUGGGUGCAUUAGGACUUUUUAUCUACCAGUCUCUGGAUGCCAUUGAUGGGAAGCAAGCCAGAAGAACAAACAGUAGUUCUCCUUUAGGAGAACUCUUUGAUCAUGGUUGCGACUCUAUUUCCACAGUUUUUGUUGUCCUGGGAUCCUGCAUAGCAAUCCGACUAGGAACAAAUCCUGACUGGUUGUUUUUCUGUUGUUUUGUGGGACUGUUCAUGUUCUAUUCUGCUCACUGGCAGACAUAUGUAUCAGGCAUGUUAAAGUUUGGAAAAGUUGAUGUAACUGAGGUUCAACUAGCCAUAACAACGCUCCUUUUAAUAUCUGCAUGUGGUGGAACAGCAGUUUGGGACUAUAAGGUCCCUUUGAUAGGCUUAGAACUGAAGUUCUUAGCAGUGUUUGGAAUACUGUGUGGAACAGCACUUUCUUUUUUCAAUUACUUCCGUGUUAUUUUUGGUGGUGGAGUUGGAAAGAAUGGAUCUACAAUAGCAGGAACAAGUGUUCUUUCACCGGGCCUAAAUAUUGGACUACUUAUUACACUGGCUAUUAUGAUCUAUAAAAAAUCUACAACACAGCUGUUUGAAAAACAUCCUUGCCUGUAUGUCUUGACGUUUGGAUUUGUGAAUGCUAAAAUCUCACAGAAGUUGGUGGUAGCUCACAUGACAAAAAGUGAAAUCUCUCUUCAAGACACUGCAUUUAUUGGGCCAGGGCUUCUGUUUUUGGACCAGUACUUCAACAGUUUUGUUGAUGAAUAUAUUGUUCUAUGGAUAGCAUUGUUCAUAUCCUUGUUUGAUAUGCUGAGAUAUGCCACUGGUGUAUGCCUGCAGAUUGCUGCUCAUCUUCAUAUACAUAUCUUCAAAAUUUCAUCUCAUCAAGCUCCUGAACAGGUAGAAGUUGUUUCUCCAUUGAGCCAUCAGAAUAACAUGGACUGAAGAGACUUGCGAACAGUUGCCAUCUCCUGCUGUUGCUGUUACAAGAAAAGGCGACAAUACUGAAUAAAUGCCUUACCAAAUCUGAUUCCCUGAGCUAAUUAAAUGAGUAUCAAAUUA